GCCAGUAUAAAAAUGGAGGAUAUUCACGUUCCCGUAUUCCUUGCUCCAUUAUUGUAAACACUCCGACUAGUUUAUCAGGGAAACCAGCUGUUUAUCCGCAACAAGUCUUAGGUCAGUCUAAGACUAUCUAGAGCAGUCAUGCAGCAUGCAGCAGCAAGAAACCUGAGGGCCUUCAAGACCAAAUGUCUGGACGUGAGCUUUGACCUGGACAAUUCGGAGUACCGUGCAAUCCAGAACAUCGGAACAGGUGCGUAUGGAGUUGUGUGCUCAGCAACGCACAAGAAAACCUCAGAAAAAGUGGCCAUCAAGAAGAUCCCAAAUGCCUUUGAGGAGCUGACCACGGCCAAACGAACCUACCGCGAGCUCAAGAUCAUGCGGCACUUCCGGCACGAGAACGUGAUUGGGAUCCGAGAGAUCCUUAUGCCUAAGGAACCUCUGAAUGACUUCCGGGAUGUCUAUGUGGUGCUGGAUUUGAUGGAGAGUGAUCUCCACCACAUCAUCCACUCCCAGCAGUCAGUCAGCAUGGAGCACAUCCGCUACUUCCUGUAUCAGAUCCUCCGGGGGCUGAAGUACAUCCACUCGGCCAACGUGGUUCACCGGGACCUCAAGCCCAGCAACCUCCUGGUGAACGAGAACUGUGAACUCAAGAUCGGCGAUUUUGGAAUGGCCAGGGGGCUGUCUGGAAACGCCGACUCCAAACGCAAGAUGUUUAUGACCGUUUACGUUGCCACACGCUGGUACCGCGCCCCGGAGUUGCUGUUUUCUAAUGACGACUACUCUUACGCCGUGGAUAUGUGGUCGGUUGGCUGCAUCUUUGCAGAGAUGUUGGGCCGCAAGCAGAUAUUUCCAGGCAAGAAUCCCAUGCAUCAGUUGACUCUCAUCAUCGAGGUCCUGGGGAUGCCACCAGACAGUCUACUCCGCUCAACAAACAGUGACCAGAUCUUUAACUUCUUCCACCGCAACUUUGGCGGGAAGCAGUCCACAAACCUGAGAGACAAGUACCCCAACCUGGAUGAAGACGGGAAGGACUUGCUCUCAAAGAUGCUGGUCUUCAACCCCUCCGAUAGAAUCUCGGUCAAGGAUGCUCUCUCGCAUCCCUUCUUGGCCAAGUAUCAUGAUCCAGAUGAUGAGCCAGAAUGCUUUCCCACGUUUGAUUUCUCCUUUGAGCAGGAUGAGCUCACCAAGCAGCAGAUCAGGCAAAAUGUUGGAAAGAUGAUUUUGAAAUACCAGAGAACCAAACUCUUUGCUGGGAAGAAGUUUCCAGGUUCUGUCUCCGUCGUGAAACCGUCCACAGCAGCCACUGCCACUUCAGCUGCCUUUCAAGAAACCAAAAGUGCAAUAAUGCAGCUGGCUGCUGCAUCAGUUUUGCCUGCCAAUACCUUGCCAGUUGCCAAUCCUCCAGACACCAAACAAAGCUCUGAUGUGAAGUGCCCUCCAAAGGAGGGCAUCUUUAAAGUCCCCUCUAUCCCUGCAGAGGAGAAGAAGUUCCUUACUCCAGAAGCAAAGCCCAACAAAAUGGUUUCGGAGGCAGAAGAAACUUUGAGUGUCAUGGCAGUGUCAACACUUAGUGUCUCAAACGAUGUGCACAUGAAAAGUGCAACCAGGUCAGCCCAGAAUAGUGCAAUAGGUAACACGGAUGGACUAGUCCAGGGUAUGUCUACACUCAAAACCCUCACUGCCUCAUCAAGUAACACCAUCUCAGAAGAUGUAGAAAUGAAAAGUGCCCACGGUGAACAGAAAGAACCACUCAAUGGGUCUAGUAUCGGACCCUCUGUGUCAGAAUCACAGGACGUAGAUAUGAAGAGUGCACGACGGCAAGGAGCAGAGACGAAUUCUGUUACAAUAAGUUCCCAGGUGAAAGACAGUUUGAACAGUUCCAAGCAGCCUCUGCCCUCUGUUGUUGUGGAGGGCACAGGUCAGAAGACAAUUUCUGAGGACACCAAGGAGCUGAUCAAAGCAGCCCUACGACAGUCGGUAUUAAAGAAUAAAAUGAGAAAAGAAUCUGAGGCUGAGAAAGGUGGUGGAAAAAUUCCUGUCACCGCCGUGGCCCGCCAACGAGAACGGGAACAGAAACGACGUCAAAAGCUCCGUCGGUCCAUUGAACGACAGAAGAAGGGCAAAGCGAAGGGCAAGAAAAACACAAAAGAGGUACAAGAGGAUGACAAACACCAAAUGCUGACGGACGAAGACAGAAGUAUGCUGGAGAGAUGGAACAAAAUGUUGAAGAAAAAGGAUCAAGAGGAACCAAGCGAAUCGGACAAAGCUGGCGAUGAUAGUUCUGCACUGGGGUCAGAACACAGCAAAGUCAUCAAGGAGGAAUCCCUUCUUUUUCACAAACGUGUCGAGUCAGAUGUUGGAGUAUCUGCAGCCGUUGCCGAACCUUCCCAGAACACUCGGGGAUCGUCAAGUCGUUCCUCAGUGACUGAAUUAGGAGAAUCUGUGUCCUCCAUCACAAACACUGCCCAAGGCGGACAAAAAGUUGGUGAGAAAAUUGCCACCAGUGGAGUGGUAGAGACAAUUAGUGUGCCAACGCAGCAGCAGAUAUCAAGUUUAGAUAGCACUGCUUCCACAAACAUGUUCCCCUUCUCAGUGGCUUCCAAAGCUCAGAAAAACUCUUACAGCAGUGCAACAAAGACGUCCCCGUCCUCACUGAACAAUUUUGGAACGAACAAUGCACAGCUUUACUUCAGUCAGCCAUCCAGCCAGCCCAUGAACACCAAUCCAAAUCAUAGUUUCUAUGCCCAAAGUGACCAGAAAAGUUCCAGUGUCAUCACUUCAAGGCAGACUGGAGACCAGCAAAUGUCUACCGCGACAAGUUCAGCUAAUCAACCUCCUGCCUCUACCACUGAUACUGCCACUGCCCAGUUGUUGAGUAGGUACCCAACUGCCACGUCACUGUCUGUAGGUUUCCAACCUGGCAAGAGUGAUGGCAGUUCUGGGUUCCAGCAGUAUCGAUCGCGUCACUACUCAGAUCGCGAGACGCCCUCACCUCCACAUAACAUCCAGCAGUCACCACCAGCCUACGAAGACUCAAUGAAAGCAAGGUUUACACCCUACACAAGCCCAACAGGUAACCCCCAAAGCUACCCCUACAAGCACAGCUCCCAGUACCUGAGCCUCAGCAAGCAAAGUCCUGUACGCCAAGAUGGCCUCCCCACCCACUCCCGCCCCUCACCUACCCCACCCGAGCUAGCCCAGGUCAUCCGACAGCUGUCCAAGUCGGCCAUGGAAGACAGCUUACCGCCGAUACUUCAGGUGACACCCAAGGGUGACGGAGCUGGAUAUGGACUCAGUAUGGACUUGGAAGAUUGGCUGGAGGGUUCCUUGGGAUCACCACCGGCUGCAUGCAAGCUGGAUUCAGGACCCUUAUCUGCAUCUCUGCUCUCUGAUUGGCUGGAAGUGCGGGACAUGAAUAUGGAUGACAUGAUCGCCGUACAGCUGGAGCUGGGGCUCACGUCGCCAUUCAACCUGUCGGAUAUUCCAGGGCUAGUCGAGUCGCCAAAGAAUAAGGACAGGGUUUGACCCUAAUUGUUCCCCAGCGCCCGUCUAAUCAGCGAAGCUACCAACCUGUUUAGACUCCGGGCACAAAAGUUAGGUGGUGCUUUGUGACUGCUUUCGAGAGCCAAGAGGACAGGACACACAGCACGCGUGUACAUUGUACUGGUUCAGGUGCAUCUGCUGCAAUGUACGCGCGACUAAUUUUAUUCUGUAUGCGAACAAAGCCAUAAAAAGUGUACUUGUUCUACAUACCCC
Patiria miniata (bat star) is the source of this 3753-nucleotide messenger RNA. Its product is annotated as mitogen-activated protein kinase 7-like. Gene Ontology annotation, cellular component: cytoplasm; nucleus. The transcript has 6 exons. Bases 139 to 3522 code for a protein of 1127 amino acids. Gene Ontology annotation, biological process: intracellular signal transduction; protein phosphorylation; cell surface receptor signaling pathway. NCBI's taxonomy places the organism in Eukaryota, Metazoa, Echinodermata, Asteroidea, Valvatida, Asterinidae. Gene Ontology annotation, molecular function: MAP kinase activity; ATP binding. The record is from RefSeq and is a predicted model, not a curated record.